This is a messenger RNA of Miscanthus lutarioriparius, 633 nucleotides long. The record is from the annotation of a GenBank genome assembly. NCBI's taxonomy places the organism in Eukaryota, Viridiplantae, Streptophyta, Magnoliopsida, Poales, Poaceae.
AUGGCACCAUUUGCCACUGUGAAGAAGGAUCAUAGCAUGAGCUCACCAAAGAUAUGCCUGUGCAGGUGUUCUCCCUACGGACACGGAACAGCCAUGCCUGCGGCGUCAGCUGUUGCAAGUAAAAGUUUCCGCUCAUCAGUCCGUGUCUACAAGAUCCUGUUGAAAUCUAAACGAGCGGAGGGUGAGACGACGCGACGUGGGAAGCAAGAUGCAGAUCUUCGUGAAGACGCUGACGGGAAGACGAUCACGCUGGAGGUGGAGAGCAGCGACACCAUCGACAACGUGAAGGCGAAGAUCCAGGACAAGGAAGGCAUCCCGCCGGACCAGCAGCGCCUCAUCUUCGCGGGGAAGCAGCUGGACGACGGCCGCACCCUGGCCGACUACAACAUCCAGAAGGAGUCGACGCUGCACCUGGUGCUGCGCCUCCGCGGCGGCAGCAGGGGCGGCUACCCCGAGGGGAUCGGGCCCAGCCUCCGCGAGCUCGCGCAGAAGUACAACGAGAACAAGAUGGUCUGCCGCAAGUGCUAUGCACGGCUUCCUCUUAGGGCAACCAACUGCCGCAAGAAGAAGUGUGGGCACACCAACGCGCUGAGGUCAAAGAAAAGGUUCAUGUCCAAGAUUGGUGGAACAUGA